Betta splendens (Siamese fighting fish) is the source of this 4527-nucleotide messenger RNA. RefSeq names its product transmembrane protein 132C-like. Bases 238 to 3795 code for a protein of 1185 amino acids. The transcript is spliced from 10 exons. Lineage: Eukaryota; Metazoa; Chordata; Actinopteri; Anabantiformes; Osphronemidae. The record is from RefSeq and is a predicted model, not a curated record.
GAUUUCUAUCAUGGGAACAGCCGAGCCCGUCGCUGCCUGAGCGCAAACGCUACCGGCGCAAAGCCACAUAGCGGAGACCGGGGGGACGGGAAGGACUCUGUACGAGCUCCACCAGGCAACUUUAUUGCACUUCGGAGAAUGCUAUGACUUGUUUUCAUAGCUGUCUUCCCGCUGAGCGCAGACUGUCACCGUAGCCGAGGCGUCCUCCGUUGCGCACUGGAGCGCGGCGCAAAGUGGAUGAGUGGAUUCCGCAACUUCUCAGAAAUGACGCGCGACUUUCCCCUCCGCUCCCGUCUCGCGCUUCUCGCCCUGGCUCUGCUCGCGACGGUUGAAGUUGCAAGGAGCCAGUUUGCUGAAGACACAGGGAUGUCCUCCGCACCAUUUCCAGUUUAUCCCACUGUAAACCUGCAGGUCCUUAACGUGGACCAUGUGUUUCUGAGGCAGGGCGGUCCCAGACCAUGGGGGAAUUCCAGCCUGAAGGCCCAGACUCAGACUUUUGUCACCACAGCUUCGGGCUCCAGGCUUCAGCCGGCUGUCAAGGCUUUAUUCGGUCCCAUAAAUGUCGACGCCCCGAUUCCUCCGGACCUGCUCUUCAGCGGCGCCAGGAUCCUGCCCGUCAUUCUGAGCCGCCAGAUCCGCUCCUCGUCUCCUGUCGUCAAGAUCCUCUUCCACAUGCCCUCAGAGAGCAGCAGCCCUCGGGGGUCGGCUGCGGCCGCGGCCGCGGACGGCGCCCACUGCGUGACCGCCUACGCCUUCUGGGAGACGAGGGAAGUGCGCGGCGCGUGCCUGGUGCGUCCGGGCGGGUUCUGCGUCGCCCAGCUGAAGCCCGAGCCCGCCUGGUUCAGCUCGGCCAGUCGAUCGGGCAGCUCCAGCAGCGAGGCAGGCAGAGCCGAGGGAACCAAGGGGAACCCGGUGGAGGUCUACUUCCAGAGUCGGGGGGAGCAGACGGGCCAGUGUAGCCCGCAGGACAGCCUGCAGCGAGUGGGAGUGGGAGUGGGGGGGGGGAGGGGCGCCGGGGGGUCGGGAACGCCGAUGAGGCGGGUGGGCAGCGUCAGCCUGCUCCGGACGGCACCGGGGAACCCCACGUUCCUGCGGCUGCGGCUGGGCGGUGCUGUGGUCAUCCAGACGUCCUCCAAGCCCCUCAAGCCCGCAGAUGUGGCCACCUUCUAUGUUUUCCUGUCCAGUGCGUCCACGCUGGAAACCUUCACCCUCAGGGCAGCAGCGAGGACGGGCCUGUCCUUCAGCGCCGCUCGUCCCAGCGACCCGGCGCUGUGGGACAUCGUCGUGGAGCCCGGCAGAGGCUCCGCCCCCAACGCCGUGUCCGUCGUGUGCCACCGGAAGGUCGCCAUCACUGCAAAGAGGGGUCUUCUGGAGGUUUUACAGUUGGACUUUGUGCCAAAAGACAUUUCGGCGCAGGCUGAGAGUCAGAGCGUCUCCUGGCGUCUGGAGUUGCCGGGGAACACCAGGGAUGUGGGUGUAAUGCGGCUCUACACCACCCGGAGAGACUACGUGGGACUGGCUCCUCUGGUCACGAGAACGGACAUUCUGAACACGGCGGUGCUGACGGGGAAAACGGUGUCGGUCCCGGUGAAAACUCUGGCGGUGGAGGCCGACGGCUCAGUAACAGAUGUGACCAACUUCACCAGCUGUAAAUCGACCGACGAGGACGUGCUCAAGGUGUCGGAGCGCUGCGACUACGUCUACGUGAACGGGAGCGAGACGAGAGGGAGGAGCAGAGUGAUGCUCAGCGUCGCCUACGGCUUCCUGAGCGCCCGGCUGGAGCUGAGCGUCUGGAUGCCACGCCUGCCCCUGCUCAUCGAAGUGGCCGACCCCGAGCUCAGCCAGAUCAAAGGCUGGAGGGUCCCCGUUACCGUCGGCAACAGGAGGUCAACGUGGGACAGUGAUGAGGAGGAGGAGAUGAGGAAAGGGAGGGGCUGCAUGCUCCAGUACCAGUCCUCUACGAUAAAGGUUCUGACACCCUUCACAGCCCAGGGUGACCCUGAGGUGCCGCCCGACCCACUAACAGGGGCCGAGCCUGUAGAAUACUUCCUGGGUCCUGAUUGGCAGGUGGAUGUGACCAACCUCGUGCGCCACUCUGUGCGAGUGGCCGACCCCGACGUGGCCCGGGUGCAGGACGGGGCGGUGCUGCAGGGACGGGCCGUGGGCUCCACUACAGUGCAGGUGCUGUCCCCGCUGACGGCCUCCGUCCUGGCGGAGAGGAGCGUCAGGGUGCUGGACGACAAAGUGAGCGUGACAGAGCUGGGGGUGCGCUUGGUGUCGGGACUCUCGCUGUCGCUGCAGCUCAGCCCGGGGAGCAGCGGGGCCAUCGUUGCCACGGCUACCGCACGGGAGACCAUCACGCAGCUCAAACAGGAAGCGGUCGUCAGCUGCUGGGUUCGGUUCAGCGACGGCGCCGUCGCUCCACUGGAGCUGUUCGACCGCGGCGUCUACUCCCUCACGGCGUCCACCCCGGACGAGCGCGUGGCCACCGUGCGCCGCACGCCGCUGUCCACGUUGGUGGUGGCGCAGGGCGAGGGCAAAGGGCCGGGGGCGCAGGUGCGAGUGGAGCUCAGGAUCUGUGAGGAGUGCCAGAAGUCCAAGAGGAAGAGCAAGCUGGCAGUGGGAACCGGCCUCCUCACGUUCAACCUCCAGAGCAGCGGCCGGGCCGCGGAAGGCGCCUCAGAGCUGAAGACCCCCCCCUCCACCACCACCACCACCACCCCCUCCCAGCCAGUCGUCACGGAUGGGGGUAAAAUGAGCAGCGCAGGAGUCCAGCAGGAGUUCAGCUCGCUGGAAAGGACCACCACCACCAAGCUUUCCACCAGAUACGCACCGCCGCACGUGGUGUGGAUCGGAACCACGACCACGUCGAGAGGAAGCGCGUACACGGCGGUUCCCACCACCGCCUCCAGAACCAUGAGCCCCCCGCUGAGCAUCGCCAGGCCCAUCGCCGAUACAGAGGGUGGGCAGAGACGGGGUCACGGGAACAUGCUCGACGACCCCAAUACGUCCUCCAACAAAGACCCUGAAGCCGAGGCAACACCCAAAAAGGACCCUCCCAAAUCCAAGACUCCAAAAAUAAUCGAAAGCGACCUCAUCCGGACUUUCAGAGCCAUGUCGGACCUGGAAAUCGGCAUGUAUGCUCUGGUCGGGGUCUCCUGCGUGGCCAUUCUGGCUUUCUUGCUCAACUGCGCGUCGUACAACCUCUGCUUCAGGAAACACAAGACUCCAAUACAGGCGGCCCCGGCGCCUGGCGCCGACCCGAAGGCCCACAGGCACGACUGGGUGUGGCUGGGGGGCACCGGCCGCAGGGCCCCGGUCCCGGGGGCCCCGGCUCCGGUGCCCGCGCUGCAGUGCGACGCCGGCCGCCCGGCGGAGGCCCGGCCGCCGGCCGACGGCGUGGCCCAGUGCGGCGCCGAGAGCGCCCUGCCCACGGUGAGCGUCCCCUCGGCCCCCGAAAGAACGGCCACGCUGGGCCGCAGCAGAACCAGCUCCCAGCAGCAGAAGUUCCAGACCAAGGCCACGGACCCCAUGGCCAACCGCUCGGCCACUUUACUGGCGCGGCCCCACCGCAGCGAGCCGCUCCACUCGCCCACCAGUAAGAGGAACCAGGUCCAGUUCACCACCUUCACCACGCUGGACAUCAAGCACCUGGCGGCGCUGAAGCAAAACAGCACGGACUUGAACUGGGCCGGCCAGCAGACGCAGCAGCAGCAGCAGGUCCCCGCUGAGCCCAGGACCCCUUUACCCGACAUGCCGUGGCCCGUGGUCAAACCGCUGGGGGAGCUCCAGUGACGCCGCGGCGCCGAGCACGAAGCGAGAAACCGAGCCGGCUUUUCAUUUUCUGGAUGCAGUCACUGAGAUUAGUUUGAGCAAAACACAUUUUAUACGACGAACAUAAUGCAAACAGUUUUUAAUAUUGUUAGGAGUAGCUAUUGUUUUAUUAGCUGAAUCCUCUAGCAGCUGCAAAGAUGUCCUGAUCCUGUAAAUAUAGAGAGAACUAUUAUUACUAUUUCUACAUUUCUAACGCAAAACACAUUUUUACCUUCUUUUACUUUUGUACAGGUGUGUUGCCCCUGUAGACACCAGGCUAAAUGCAGUAGGGGGGUAUUUCUUCUAAGUACAUAUAAUUCUCUUCUUUUCCAGCAUUUGUACUCUUUUUCCAAAGACUCCUCCAGAGAAUACGUCUGUGAGAGUCUGUGAAAUCCGUCAGAGAAUAUUCAACAUUUACCAAGUUCUACUGACACGGCGUAUUUAUUCCAUGCGCGCUAUGCAAAUAUGGUCAGGGCAGAGUGUGAAGUGGACAUCGUGUGGGUUUUAACAGCUACCUUGGACUUGGGGCUGCUCCUGGGGGGCCGGUUCUACAGUUCUGUAUAAACUCCUCUUGGUUCAGAUCGAUGCAUAUUCAUGUUUUCACGUGAGCAGAAACGCUACGAUGCCUUUUCUGUAACCUCGUCUCUAGUCACAAACCAAAAUGUGCUGUGUUUCCUCAGAGAUCCUACCAAUAAAGUGCAAACGGACGCAUUA